GGGCUCGGUGCGGUUAUGUGUGUCUUGGCCAAUAUUCAGACAGACAGAUGUCUGAGGAGCGAUUUUUCCACAGUCUGUCUGCUACUGUGUGCAUUCGCCUUUAUCGAUGAAGCAUCAAGUACAUGCGGAAAGAUGUUUGGAUUUGGGUUGAAACUGAAGUCGAAACCAAAGCCCACCAUCAGUGCUGCUCGUCGCCCAAGAGAUCCGGUUGCCGAAUCAUCACACAAUCUCAUCAAACAAACAUCAAAUGAACAUUUGAAUCAAAAUUCAUCCAAAGAUAAAUCAAUACUUAUUCAACCCGAAAGAAGUACAUCAACGGUUGUAAAAGAAAUUACAGAAUUAGUUUCCCAUACAGCUCUAGGUCAUCUUGAAUCUGGAAACGAGGAUAUUAAUGAAGAAUCAUAUUUGAAUAAAGACACUGUGAACCUCUCAUUAGUCAAUAGCAGUAAAGGUGUUAUUGAAAAUGAUCGGACUUUUUCGCAUCCCACCAGUAAUCAUAACUCAGAUAGCUCAAAAACGUGUAAGCAAAGUAUCUCAUCAGAUCUCGUUUCCACUGGAAAAUAUAUUGAUUCCGCUGCUGAUAAUGCGUCAGAUGAAACUUCUACUAGUCAUAGAAAUUUAGUUAUUUCAAAAGACAACUCAGAAAUAACCAAACAGGACAGUAAUUGUCAAAAAAAUGUUCCAUUUAUUCCGAAACUUCUUCCAAAAAAGAAUAAAUUUGUUCCAAACUUGCGCGCGGUAAGGAAAACUGACGUUCAAUCGGACAAUUCUCCCUUGAUUAGCCCUAAGAAAAAUACAGGUCCAGUCAAUAAUAAUGCUGAUAAUUCUCCUGAUAUAGCUGCGAAAAUUGAAUCCCAUGUUGACUCUGUUGAUAAAAUUUCAAAAGCAUCGGAGAUGUUGUCCGAAGUGCCAAAAACUGCUAUUAAAGAUGAAAUCAGAAAUCAGUCAGCAAUCAAUGAACAACAAAGAGAGCCUCCACCUGUGCUAACAAUCCAGCCUCCCAAAGAGCCGUUGUCAUCAAGCAAGCCAAAUGCACAACAAUCUGCCGACAAAGAAAACACAAUCUGUAAUGAUGAGGGUCAGGCGAACAAUCCAAGCCACAUAUUACAGAAUAGCAAGAAAAAGAAGCCAAGAGCACAAGGAACAUUUUUGCAAAUGACCAUUGAAGCCAAAAAAGAACUGAAUGAAAAGUUGAAGGAUGGUAAGCUCGACAAGUCGAAGCUUAUCAUGCGGGAUUUGAUUCUGUAUAACCCUUCUUCAAAUCCGAUGCCUGUUAAACCGAGGACAAAGGGCAUUAAAGAGGAACAUAGAUGUAAAACUGAAAUGAAAAGCUUACAGGAGGAAAUUUUAUGUGAACAAAGUGUUGAUGACGUGGAAGCUACAAGAGACUCCAUGCCAGUCCCACAGUUGAAAGUUGGUCCAGAUGGUAAAAUUAUUUUGGACUCCAGCAGUCUGGUGAUUGAGACAACUGGCACUGAGAAGAGUCGAACUGAUAUUCAGAACUCUGAACUUGUAGAAGAAAACGAGUUCAGUGGUUUCAAAUACAGAAAAAGAAGAGCUCGGCGUAAUGAAUGGAGUGCUGAAGAAACAGUACUUUUCUAUAAGGCGUUGAAUGACCUUGGCGCCGAUUUCUCGUUGAUGCAGACAUUAUUUCCGGGCCGCACUCGCCGCGAUUUGAAGUUGAAGUUCAAAAAGGAAGAGAAAUGUAAUCUCAGUUUGGUAGACAAAGCCAUGACCCAUGUCGGCAAAUUCAAUUUUGAGGCUCUGAAGGAAGAAUUGG
Messenger RNA from Nilaparvata lugens (brown planthopper), 1780 nucleotides. RefSeq names its product transcription factor TFIIIB component B''. Gene Ontology annotation, biological process: RNA polymerase III preinitiation complex assembly. The record is from RefSeq and is a predicted model, not a curated record. Gene Ontology annotation, cellular component: transcription factor TFIIIB complex. Gene Ontology annotation, molecular function: TFIIIC-class transcription factor complex binding. Lineage: Eukaryota; Metazoa; Arthropoda; Insecta; Hemiptera; Delphacidae.